Messenger RNA from Tribolium castaneum (red flour beetle), 765 nucleotides. RefSeq names its product magnesium-dependent phosphatase 1-like. Gene Ontology annotation, molecular function: acid phosphatase activity. The record is from RefSeq and is a predicted model, not a curated record. The transcript has 4 exons. Lineage: Eukaryota; Metazoa; Arthropoda; Insecta; Coleoptera; Tenebrionidae. Bases 109 to 615 code for a protein of 168 amino acids.
AUCGCAAAAAACCCCAAUAGGCAGUGCUGCCAAUUGUGUCAUUUAGUGAUUUGUUUGGAUUGUUCUAGUUCGUGUGAUUAUUUUAUUAUUGUGCUAGAAAGCGUCCAAAUGGCCAAUGUUAUCGAAGUGAAACCAAAAAUACUCGUGUUUGAUUUAGAUUACACACUUUGGCCGUUCUGGGUUGACACACAUGUCAUUCCCCCCUUUCGUAAAACGAACGACGGUUGCGUCAUAGACCAAUUUGGAAGUAAAAUCCAAUAUUAUAAUGACGUUCCAGAACUUUUACAGGAAUUGUAUCUUGAAGGUUAUAUCUUAGCAGUGGCGUCUCGUACCAGCGAGGUCGAGGGGGCCCGACAAUUAUUGGAUCUGUUCGGGUGGACUAAGUAUUUCUCGCAUUUGGAAAUCUUUCCAGGGGUGAAAACCAAACACAUCACGAGGAUAAAAAAUAAGUUCGAUGUGGAAUACAGCGAAAUGAUUUUCUUUGACGACGAAAGCCGGAAUAUCAGAGACGUGACUAAACUGGGAGUGCUUUCAAUCCUUGUCCAAAACGGGAUUUCGCGCAAAGUGGUCGAUGAUGCUAUAGAGCAGUUCUCUAAACAAUCUAAACGAAAGUAAAGUGAAGAAAAUAUUUUUAUAAUAAUAAUAAUCAGUUGGUUCAGUGUGUGUUAGUUUUGCACCAAUCACUAGAAUAAAGUGUACAAUUGUUUCUACUUUUGUUAAUUUCUUGAAUUCAGUUUUAUUUAUGAAAUAAAUUAUGUUCCAUCA